AUGAUUCCUACUGCUGCUUUCCUUACAGAUGUAGAUGGAGCUGAAACAUGGAUCAAACCAGCUGUUAACACCUUGAAGAUUAAUGUCGAAGUUGCCAUUUUUUCAGAGAUUAGAACUUAUAGCUUCGCGGGGGUAAUUAGAGACGAAAUUGGUGCGUUGGUGGAGGCGUUUAGUUGCUGUCGUUCAGGAGUGCUGCAGCCCAAAAUGGUGGAAGACUUGGGUGUGAAGGAGGCGCUGAGUUGGAUUAAGGCAAAGGAUUGGAAGGAAGUUGUCAUUGAAAGUGAUAGUCUUACAGUGGUGCAAGUGUUACGUAGUUCUCUUCCUAUGGUUUCAUACUUUGGAAGUGUUAUUUCUGAUUGUAAGAUGAUGAUAAAUGAUUUGAGAGAUGUUAAUGUCAAUUUUAUUAGACGUUCUGCAAAUAGUGUUGCUCACUUCUUAGCUCGAGCAUCCUAUUUAGUUGUUGGUCGUGUUAUCAGGAGUAGUGAUGUUACUCCAGAUUUUAAUCAUGUAAUCACUAUGGAUUGCAAUUAA
Molecule: messenger RNA, 531 nt
Organism: Cannabis sativa
Lineage: Eukaryota; Viridiplantae; Streptophyta; Magnoliopsida; Rosales; Cannabaceae
Exons: 1
Coding region: 1-531 (176 amino acids)
Molecular function (GO): nucleic acid binding; RNA-DNA hybrid ribonuclease activity
Source: RefSeq, a predicted model, not a curated record